AUGUCCUCGACCUGUCACCACGACGACAGCGGCUGCUUCACUCCGGCUCCGAGGCAGAGCCCGGGCGCCCUCAGUCGCUUGGAGGAGAAAGAGGAGCUGCAGCAGCUCAACGACCGCUUGGCCGCCUACAUCGAGCGGGUGCGUUCGCUGGAGAGCGAGAAGGGCGCUCUGCUCCAGAGAGCCACCGAGUCAGAGGAGGCGUCGGUCCGCAAAGCGCAGAGGAACAGGUCCCUGUACGAGAGCCAACUGGCGAGCACCAGACUGCGGCUGGACACCGCCCUGAACGAGAGGUCGAGGCUUCAGCUCCAGCUGGACUCCACCCUACAGGAGCACCGCCAGUCACAGGAAAGAAAUGCAAAAAUUGAAGUGGAUUUAAAAUCUGCUUUGGAACGAUUAGAAGAUUUGGAGGCACUUUUACUUUCCAGAGAGGCCCAGUUAGCAACAUCGCUAAGUGAGAAGAGGAGCUUGGAGUAUGAACUAGCUGAUCUUAAAGCUGAGUUUGAAAAAAUUCUAUCCAUUGCUGAUCAUGCAAAAACACAACUGCAAGAUGAAUUGUUGCAAAGGUGUGACCUGGAAAACCGAACACAAACCUUGCUGGAAAAACUAGAAUUUCAGAAAAAUCUGCAUAAGCAGGAAAUCGAGGAAGUAAAGAAACUGCAUAGAACUCGACUUUUUGACAUCGAGGUUGGUAAUCAACAGGAGUAUGAGAGCAAAGUGGCAGGUGUGCUUCAGCAACUUCGAGAUGAUCAAGAUGAACAAAUCAAACAGUAUAAGGAGGAUUUGGAGAGAACUUUUCAUACCAAGCUGGAAAAUGCUCAGAUGGCUGCUGCAAAGAACAGUGAUUUUGCUAGUGCUGCACAGGAGGAAGUGGCGGCAGUAAAAACAAGAACCGAAAGUCUUGCAUCCCAGGUUGUCCAAUAUAAGAACCGGCUCUCAAUUUUACAAAACAAAGUUGGUGAACUGGAGACAGCGCUGGACCAGCAGAGAGAAAACAGCUGCAAGCUUCUGGUAGAAAAAGACCGAGAAAUCGCUCAAUUUCGUGAGCAAAUGCUGCUCCAACUGGAAGAGUAUGAAGACCUUCUUGGUGUGAAACUGGCACUGGAUAUGGAAAUAAAUACCUAUAGGCAGAUGCUCGAGGGCGAGGAAGAAAGGUUGAAUUUGACUCCUAGCCCUUCAUGUAGUGAGGGGUGGGCCUUGAGCCAUUGCCCUUCAUUUCGUUCCAAGAAAAGAAAAUUAUCAGACACCGUGUUAACCAACACCAGUUAUGAAGUAACUGAAUAUGCAUCUAACAUAGGGAAAAUUAUCGUAGAAAACGUGGACACUGAUGGUAAAUUUGUCAAGUUAAAGAAUACUUCCAAAGAGGAUCAGCCAUUACAUGGAUGGAUUCUGAGAAACGAAUGUGAGGAUCACAAAGACAUUACAUACACGUUCCCUCCAUGUUUCAAUCUUAAAGCUGGAGAAAAUGUAAUUAUUUGGGCUGGUGGUGCUGAUAUUCCCCAAAGUCCUACGAUUGAUUUGUUGUGGAAGAGUCAACACUCCUGGGGAACGGGAAAUAAUGUUAGCAUUGUUCUCACUAACAGCAUUGGAGAGGAGGUAGCUACACGGAAAAUCAUGAAAGCUCCAGCAGUUCUGAACAGCAAUUCUGAAGAAGUCAAAGUGGACACAAAUUUAAUUGAUUUAAGGUGCAAGAUUCCACUGAGAAAUGAAGAUCCAAACUGCAUUAUGAUGUAA
This is a messenger RNA of Callorhinchus milii (elephant shark), 1731 nucleotides long. Its product is annotated as lamin-A-like. Bases 1 to 1731 code for a protein of 576 amino acids. The transcript has 11 exons. The record is from RefSeq and is a predicted model, not a curated record. Lineage: Eukaryota; Metazoa; Chordata; Chondrichthyes; Chimaeriformes; Callorhinchidae.